Molecule: messenger RNA, 699 nt
Organism: Dichotomopilus funicola
Lineage: Eukaryota; Fungi; Ascomycota; Sordariomycetes; Sordariales; Chaetomiaceae
Exons: 3
Coding region: 1-699 (232 amino acids)
Source: RefSeq, a predicted model, not a curated record
AUGGACAUCAGUGAAGUUGAUGGCACAUCACUCCCGCCGCCGUCGGAUGUUUCGGGCAGGACAUCGCCGACCAAGGCUCUCAUGCGGCUCGAGCUCGACCCCGCGGGCAUCGACUCGCGGUUUAUGACGACAGAGGACAGUCAGAUGCCUCAGGCUUUGGUCGCCUUGGUGAAAAUUAUGCGGCAGGUCAAUGGACAGACGACGAUUCCCGAUCCCGAUCUUGAAGACUUCUAUGACCACGUAUACUGUAAGGAUGUCGCGAUGGACUCUCCCGCCACGCUGCAUGAGAUGCGGAAGGUCGUGGACGGCGCCGCAGCCUGUCACAUGGAUGGACAAGCAGAGAGUGGUUGGAACAACCUGGUGCAUACACCUCUCUUGGACGCCUCCCCCGCCCCCGCUUUCCGUCCUUAUCGGUUCAUUGACUUUUAUCCAUGUAUGUCGGCAUCAAUCCUUCCUGAAUACCUGCCUCCCACCGCCGGGAAGAUGGUCGACUACGUCAUGAGCGUGGAAGCGUGUGAUGAGACCCCGGGGGACUCAACGGGGACAAAUGUGCUGGCCGCAAUAGAGGAGCUGAGGCGCCAGCUUCCGGCGAGCGUAAUCAACCAUACAGACUUCACAGCUGUGCGCAACCGGCCUAUCGCCGUCAGCAUCGAGACUAAGCGCCGAGGUCGCGGGCAAGAGGCUGCUGCAGAUCUCUAG